Molecule: messenger RNA, 4945 nt
Organism: Camelus dromedarius (Arabian camel)
Lineage: Eukaryota; Metazoa; Chordata; Mammalia; Artiodactyla; Camelidae
Gene: NCKAP5L
Product: NCK associated protein 5 like
Exons: 14
Coding region: 255-4259 (1334 amino acids)
Biological process (GO): microtubule bundle formation; microtubule depolymerization
Cellular component (GO): microtubule plus-end
Source: RefSeq, a predicted model, not a curated record
ACACCCCCCUUUUUCUCUGCCCCCCGCCCCUGGAGCCGCGGCCAUGGACCCGGCAGAUCCGGCCUGCCCUGGCCCAGCUCAACACCUGAUUUCGAUAUUUGCAAAGGAGAGAUGCCCCAUUCUGCUGCUCAUGCUAUUGCCUGCAAGGCUUAAGUGGCAAGGUGACCAUUCUGGCUGCUAGAGUGCGUGUGCCAGCCUGGGUGAGGAAGCAGAGACAGCCUGCCAGGGCUUCUCUCACUUGUCCCCAGGGCCUGAUGUCGGAGGCCAUGGACCAGCCUGCUGGGAGUCCUGGAAACGUGAAGCCAGGAGAGGGUGGUGAUGGCAGCAUGGAGCCGGGUACCUGCCAAGAGCUCCUGCACCGGCUGCGGGAGCUGGAGGCAGAGAACUCGGCACUUGCCCAGGCCAACGAAAACCAGCGGGAGACGUACGAGCGCUGUCUGGAUGAGGUGGCCAAUCACGUGGUACAGGCGCUGCUGAACCAAAAGGACCUGCGAGAGGAGUGCAUCAAGCUGAAGAAGAGGGUGUUUGACCUGGAACGGCAGAACCAGAUGCUGAGCGCCCUAUUUCAGCAGAAACUCCAGCUCACGGCAGGCUCCCUCCCUCAGAUCCCACUCACCCCACUCCAGCCACCAUCAGAGCCACCAGCCUCCCCCUCCCUGAGCUCCGCCGAGGGACCGGCCACUUUGCUGCCAUUGGGGCGCUGUGCUGGGCAGAGAGAGGUGUGUUGGGAGCAGCAGCUACGGCCAGGAGGCCCAGGACCCCCGGCUGCCCCACCCCCAGCACUGGAUGCCCUAUCCCCAUUCCUUCGAAAGAAAGCCCAGAUCCUGGAGGUGCUGAGAGCCCUGGAGGAGACUGACCCUUUGCUUCUCUGCUCACCUGCUACCCCCUGGCAGCCUCCAAGCGAGGGUCCUGGCUUCCCAGAACCCAUCAACGGCGAGCUGUGUGGCCCACCGCAGCCUGAACCCUCUCCCUGGGCCCCCUACCUGCUCCUAGGUCCUGGUAGCCUGGGAGGCCUGCUGCACUGGGAGCGUCUCUUAGGGGGCCCAGGAGAGGAAGAGGGUGUUGGACAGCCCUGGGGCCCUAGUCAGGGCUCCCCACAGGCCCAGGGCACCAGUUCUGGGCCACCCUGUGCCCCAGGCAGCAGCUCCUCCUCCUCUUCUGAUGAGGCAGGUGACCCCAAUGAGGCACCCAGCCCCGACACCCUGCUCGGGGCCCUGGCCUGCAAACAGUUGAACCUAGGCCAGCUCCUCGAGGACACAGAGUCUUACCUACAGGCCUUUUUGGCUGGGGCUGCUUGCCCACUCAACGGGGACCACCCAGGUCCCAGGCAGCCAACUUCCCCAGACCAGGGGCCCCCCCAGCUGUCCAAGUCCAAAGGCCUCCCCAAGUCAACCUGGGGUGGGGGUACCCCAGAGGCCCACAGGCCGGGCUUUGGUGCUACCUCAGAGGGCCAGGGGCCCCUCCCCUUCCUCAGUGUAUUCAUGGGUGCAGGGGACACCCCCCUGGGCUCGCGGCCUGGCCAUGCCCACUCCUCAUCUCAGGUGAAAAGCAAGCUCCAAAUUGGCCCCCCUUCUCCUGGAGAAGCCCAGGGACCCCUUCUGCCCUCUCCAGCCAGAGGUCUCAAAUUUCUAAAGCUGCCUCCAGCCUCAGAGAAGGUCCCUAGCCCAGGAGGCCCCCAGCUCAGCCCCCAACUCCCUCGGAAUUCCCGAAUCCCCUGUCGGAACAGUGGCUCAGAUGGCAGCCCCUCCCCGCUGCUGGCCCGCAGGGGUCUGAGUGGAGGAGAGCUGUCCCCGGAGGGGGCGCAGGGUCUGCCCACCAGCCCUUCACCUUGCUCCACAACCCCAGACACUGCGCAGCUCAGACCUCCCCAGCCAGCUUUGUCCACUACACUUUCCCCAGGACCAGUGGUAUCUCCUUGCUAUGAGAACAUUUUGGACCUUUCUCGGAGCACCUUUAGGGGGCCUUCCCCAGAGCCACCUCCAUCCCCACUGCAGGUGCCCACCUAUCCACAACUAACUCUGGAGGUGCCACGGGCCCCUGAGAUCCUCAGAAGCCCUGGAGUCCCAUCCAACCCUUGCCUCCCAGAAUCCUGUCCCUAUGAGAGUGGUCAGGAGAAGAGUUUGGACAAGGUAGGCUCAGAGUCUCCCCAUCCUGGCCGCAGGACCCCAGGCAGCUCCUCCAAGAAGCCUGGCCAGGGGGUGGGGCGGCGACCUGGGGAUCCUGGCUAUACACCUCUGCGGGACAGACUGGCAGCCCUGGGAAAACUGAAGACUGGCCCUGAGGGGCCCCAGGGCCCAGAGAAGAAUGGGGUACCAGCCAGGCCUGGCACCGAGAAGGCCCGAGGAGCAGGGAGGUCAGGGGAGAGCACUGGAGACAUGGCACCCCUGACCUCCAGGCCCCCUGAGCAGCCAGAAGCCAAGGGGGGCCUACGGGGGGCAGUAGCCUUAGGUACAAGCAGCCUGAAGCAACAGGAAUCAGGGCUCCUGGGGGACCCUGGGACCCGAGUCUACUCUUCUCACUCCAUGGGGGCCCGGGUAGACCUGGAGCCUGUUUCACCAAGGAGCUGCCUCACCAAAGUGGAGCUGGCCAAGAGCCGGCUGGCAGGGGCCCUGUGCCCCCAAGUACCCCGCACCCCUGCCAAAGUGCCAACCUCAGCCCCCAGUCUCGGCAAGCCCAAUAAGAGCCCCCACGGCAGCCCGACAAAGCUGCCUUCUAAGUCACCCACCAAGGUGGCACCCCGACCUGUGGCCCCACCAGCCACCAAGGAGCCCCCCAAGCCUGACAAAGGGAAGGGCCCACCUUGGGCAGACUGUGGUGGCACCAUGGCCCAGCCCACACCCCCAGCACCUGGCCCUGUUGACCCAAGCCCAGGCCCCGAGGGGCAGGCCCCACACUCAGCCAUUGAGGAGAAGGUGAUGAAGGGCAUCGAGGAAAAUGUGCUGCGGCUCCAGGGCCAAGAGCGGGCACCUGGCACUGAGGCCAAGCACCGCAACACCAGCAGCAUUGCCAGCUGGUUCGGCCUUAAGAAGAGCAAGUUGCCAGCGCUGAACCGCCGCACGGAGGCCACCAAGGGCAAGGAAGGGGCCAGUGGAGGCUCCCCACUCCGGAAGGAGGUCAAGAUGGAAGCCCGGAAGCUGGAGGCUGAGAGCCUCAACAUCUCCAAGCUGAUGGCUAAAGCGGAAGACCUGCGCCGGGCGCUGGAGGAGGAGAAGGCCUACCUGAGCAGCAGAGCCCGGCCACGACCUGGGGGACCAGUGCCAGGGCCCAGUGCAGGCCUGGGGCAGGUGCAGGGCCAGUUAGCCGGCAUGUACCAGGGUGCCGACACCUUCAUGCAGCAGCUGCUCAAUAGGGUGGAUGGCAAGGAGCUGCCCCCCAAGAGCUGGCGGGAGCCCAAACCUGAGUAUGGUGAUUUCCAGCCAGCAUCCUCUGACCCCAAGAACCCUUGGCCAGCCUGUGGGCCCCGAAAUGGCCUGGUGGGCCCUCUUCAAGGCUGCGGAAAACCUCCUGGGAAGCCAAGCUGCGAGCCAGGGAGGCGGGAAGAGAUGCCCUCAGAAGACAGUCUGGCAGAACCAGUGCCCACCUCACACUUCACAGCCUGUGGCUCUUUGACUCGAACCCUGGACAGUGGCAUUGGGACGUUCCCACCCCCAGACCAUGGCAGCACUGGGACCCCCAGCAAGAAUCUUCCCAAAACCAAGCCACCACGGCUGGAGCCCUCACCCGGGGUGCCCCCAGCUCGGCCCCCACCCCUUACCAAAGUCCCUCGCCGUGCCCACACACUGGAGCGUGAGGUGCCUGGCAUAGAGGAGCUGCUGGUGAGCGGGCGGCACCCCAGCAUGCCGGCCUUCCCUGCCCUGCUCACCGCUGCUCCGGGCCACCGGGGCCAUCAGACCUGUCCUGACGAUCCCUGUGAAGACCCGGCACCUCCCCCUCCUGUUCAGCUGGCCAAGAACUGGACCUUCCCCAACGCAAGGGCAGCCAGCGGCUCCUCUGACCCUUUUCUAUGCCCACCCCGACAUUUGGAGGGGUUGCCCAGGACCCCCAUGGCUCUGCCCAUGGACCGAAAGCGGAGCCUGGAGCCCAGCCGCCCAGCUGCUGCACCCCAGGGCCCAGCAUUUGGGGGUAGCCGCACCCCCAGCACGUCGGACAUGGGCGAAGAAGGGAGAGUGGCCAGCGGGGGCCCCACGGGGCUGGAGACCUCAGAGUCUCUCAGCGACUCGCUCUACGAUUCGCUGUCCUCCUGCGGGAGUCAGGGCUGAGUGGCUGCACGGGGACAUGGGACCUCUCUGGAGUUGGCAACCACAGAAUGGACCGACUCUCCUCGCACCCGCCCCUUUGGGGCCCUGGAGGCUCCUCCCAGAAGGGACCAAGGAGGCAGAUGGACAGGAAGGUGAAAGGGGGUCCCCGGCACACCCCACUGCUGUGGAGAUGACCGCGCUCAGCUCAGGGAGAGACCCCACCCUUGGUCCCUUCUCUCACCCAGAGUAAGGCUCUUCCUCGGAGAGACUGGGGGUUCAAGGCUGCUGUGUCCCGGCCCCCAGCUCCCACUUCAGGCUGAGCCAUCUUGUGGUGCUGGGCUUCCUGCCCACCGGCUGUGCCAUCUCCGCCCGUUCUGGCGGCUCCCCUGCCCCGGAGGCCCUGCAGGGCCAGCCCGGAAGCCCCAUGCUGGUGGAGUUUAGGGGCAAAGGGUCAAGUUGCCUUCUUUCUCUGUCUGCCCUGGUCCUCCCUGCUGUCUGGAUGGUGCUGCCCUCCCCCGCCCCAGUUCUUUGGGGUCCAUUUGUCUCUUCUUAUUUUUUAUUUUUUAUUAAAGCGCCUGGCCCAGUCCCCACCCCUCAUCCCCGCACUGCGGUUAAUUUAUCUGUCGUUAAAAUUGCGGCUGCUCUGCUUCCAGCCUCUACUUCUGCCGUAUCCCUAAUAAAAUGUGGAGGCCUCUCCCUGCCCCUGA